AUGGAUCGCGAACGCGACGCACGGAGGGAGGCGGAGGAGGAACAGUCGCCAGACAGAGACUCGCCGCUGUUUAAGCGACGAAGAGCGAAGGAGGCGCGGCGAGGGAGCUUCUCAAAGGAGCGCAGGGAGGCGCUAGACCGUGCACGAGGAGGGGAGUCUGAGACAGAUGAGUCGUUCUCCCCGCGGCUGACGGCUCGGGGGGGGACGCCUAAGAGGCGCGAGGCAGAGAGAGGGGAGAUCUGCGACAAGAGGAGGCGCAGGUCGCUUUCUCCUUCCCGCUCGCAUGCCUCCGUGCGCGGGCAGCGCCACAGAGACGAGGAAGACGACGAAGACGACGAAGAAGAGAUCAAAGGGCGCGCGGAUGCACGCGGAGUGCGCCCGGCGUUGUCAGGCGGCGACGGCGAGGAGCGCGUCAGGCGGGUCGACAGCCCCCUCGCCGGCCGCCGAGCGGGGCGCGACGACGCGAGAGACUGCGCGGACGGGCGCGGGGACUCGCCGCCGAGGCGAACGGCGCGCGAAGAGUGGCGACGAGACGACCGCGAGGAAGACACCCGAGGCCAGAAACGCGCUCAGUCUCCGUUGUGUCUUCGCGAUCGAGCCGCGAGGAGAAACCCGCGCGAGGACGAGGAGAGAGGAAGAGCGGAGAGGCCGCCGGCGCUCCGAUCGGCUCGAAGAGACGAGGACGACGAGAGCCGCGAAAGGCCCGAGUGGAGUGGAAUGAGAACCAGCCCCGAGAGAGACGAGAGGAGACGCACGCGCGACGACGACGAGGAUGAGCUUCCCACAAGAGCAGACAAAGGCGAUGAUGAUGCUCGAGGGAGACGAAGAGAAGAUGACGAGCAUGAUCGCAGGGAAAGAAGAAGAGAGGAAGACGAUGAGAGACGUGGCCAAGUAAGGGCAGAUGAGGAGGAUGACAGGAGGAAGAGAAGAGUGGAUGAUGAUGACAGGAGAGGAAGAAGAAGAGACGAUGAUGACGAGGAUGACAGGAGAGGGAGAAGAAGAGACGAUGAUGACGAGGAUGACAGGAGAGGGAGAAGAAGAGAAGAUGAUGACGAGGAUGACAGGAGAGGAAGAAGAAGAGUGGAUGAUGACGAGGAUGACAGGAGAGGGAGAAGAAGAGACGAUGAUGACGAGGAUGACAGGAGAGGGAGAAGAAGAGUGGAUGAUGACGAGGAUGACAGGAGGGGAAGAAGAAGAGUGGAUGAUGACGAGGAUGACAGGAGAGGGAGAAGAAGAGAAGAUGAUGACGAGGAUGACAAGAGGGGAAGAAGAAGAGUGGAUGAUGACGAGGAUGACAGGAGAGGAAGAAGAGGAGCAAAUGACGAAGAUGAUAGAAGGUGGAGGAGAGGAGAUGAGGAGGACGAUAGACGCGGCAGACGGAGAGAUGAUGACCAUGAUGAUAGGCGAAUGAGAAGAGAGGAUGAGGAGGAUGACAGGAGAGGAAGAAGAGAAGAUGACGAGAAUGACAGGGGAGGGAAAACCGGAGACGGUGACGAAGGUGGUAGAAGGGGGAAGAGAAGAGAAGAUGAGGAGGACCAUAGACGCGACAGAGGAAGAGAGGAUGAAGAGGAUGAUAGACACGUGAGAAGAAGAGAGAAUGAAGAGGAUGAUAGACGCGUGAGCAGAAGAGAGGAUGGAGAGGAUGACAGGCGAGGGAGGAGAAGAGAAGAUGUUGAAGAUGAUAGAAGAGGGAGAAGAAGAGAAGAUGAGGAGGACGAUAGACGAGUGAGAAGAAGGGAAGAAGGGGAAGAUGGUGAUAGACGCGUGAGAAGAAGAGAAGAUGACGAGGAUGACAGGCGACGGAGAAGAGAAGAGGACCGGGAUGACUGGCGUGGAAAAAGAAGAGAGGAGGAAGAAGCCGGCCGAAGAAGAGACGGGGACGAGGGUGGAGAGAGGAGAAGGAGAGAUGAAGUCGGCGGUAGCAGAGGUCGCAGAGAAGACGAAGGGAGGCGAGGUCGGGAGAAGAAGAUGGAGGACUCUUACGACUCAGACCGGAGAGGAAUGUCGCCGCGCUCUUCUCCCGCGCGCAGAGGCAGAAGAGAAGAAGAUCGAGAGCGGGAAGACGCUCGCCGCUCGUUGUCUCCGCCGUCGCGACCCUCCCGCUACGCGCCAGCCCGCAGAGAGCGCGAAGAGGAGGAACGAAGAGACCGAGGACGACGCAGAGAAGACGAAGAGGACCGAAGAGAGCGGGGGCGAGACCGCGAAGAAGAAGAGAGAUCCAGGCGAUACCGGAGACGCUCACUGUCUCCGCCGGACGACGACGACCGCAGAGGAGCCCGAAGAAGCGACAGCCGCGAUCGCUUUGCGUCGCGAAUGGCGCGCGAGGAUGGAGACGAAGGAAUGAGGAAGAAAGCGAGAAGAGUUGCUCUGUACUGA
Molecule: messenger RNA, 2376 nt
Organism: Besnoitia besnoiti
Lineage: Eukaryota; Apicomplexa; Conoidasida; Eucoccidiorida; Sarcocystidae
Product: RNA recognition motif-containing protein
Exons: 1
Coding region: 1-2376 (791 amino acids)
Source: RefSeq, a predicted model, not a curated record